AUGGAUCACUCCCGCGACCCCUGUCCCUGGGUCGCCUUGUCUGACUUUGGAGGGGCUUUCUGCAUGGGUGCUAUCGGUGGUGCAGUCUGGCAUGGUGUUAAAGGUUUCAGAAACAGCCCCUAUGGAGAGCGACGGAUAGGAGCCAUCACCGCCAUUAAGGCGCGAGCACCCGUUCUUGGCGGCAACUUCGGUGUAUGGGGUGGCAUGUUUUCGACAUUUGAUUGCGCGAUUAAGGGAAUCAGAAAGAAGGAGGACCCUUACAAUGCCAUUAUUGCUGGUUUUUUCACUGGUGGUGCUCUAGCGAUUAGAGGAGGAUACAAGGCUGCCCGGAAUUCAGCUAUUAUGUGCGCUGUUUUCCUGGCUGUUAUCGAGGGUGUCGGUAUUGGUUUCCAAAGAAUGAUGGCAGACAACACAAAGCUAGAGGUAGCUAUGGGAGAUCUCAUUGCAGAGAAACAGAUUGAUUCCAGAGCCAAUUCAUCGUCUUUAGUAGGCUGGCCGUGGAAUGGGAAAUCAGGUGAAAAUGCAGCCCCAUCAAAUGCCAUUUACGUCUGCUGCUUUAACAAAUCACAUGGAGUGCUGAUAGAGAAGGAGAGCCCCUUACUUCCGAUCUCUACAGGCGUGCUAGCAUAA
Rasamsonia emersonii CBS 393.64 is the source of this 630-nucleotide messenger RNA. RefSeq names its product Mitochondrial inner membrane translocase subunit (TIM17). NCBI's taxonomy places the organism in Eukaryota, Fungi, Ascomycota, Eurotiomycetes, Eurotiales, Trichocomaceae. Gene Ontology annotation, molecular function: transmembrane protein transporter activity. Gene Ontology annotation, biological process: protein import into mitochondrial matrix. The record is from RefSeq and is a predicted model, not a curated record. The transcript is spliced from 6 exons. The coding region runs from base 1 to 630 and encodes 209 amino acids. Gene Ontology annotation, cellular component: mitochondrial inner membrane; TIM23 mitochondrial import inner membrane translocase complex.